This is a messenger RNA of Drosophila santomea, 1286 nucleotides long. It is a transcript of the gene DJ-1alpha, whose product is annotated as protein DJ-1alpha. Lineage: Eukaryota; Metazoa; Arthropoda; Insecta; Diptera; Drosophilidae. The coding region runs from base 549 to 1202 and encodes 217 amino acids. The record is from RefSeq and is a predicted model, not a curated record. Gene Ontology annotation, biological process: guanine deglycation, glyoxal removal; protein deglycation, glyoxal removal. Gene Ontology annotation, molecular function: protein deglycase activity. Gene Ontology annotation, cellular component: nucleus; cytosol. The transcript is spliced from 3 exons.
UUUGGUGAUCUUUUUAAAUGUUAUUAGUGAAAGAAUGCAAAACAAAAUCAAGUUUAAUGACGAAUACAAAUCAAACCAGUUUUAAAUGUGACUUAAAUUACGACGUAAACGACAUUUUUCCACAACAUUAUAUGUAUGUGUAACAAGACAAAACAAAAUAAACACGAGUUUGUGAAAUAUGCAAUUUAACGCAAGUUGAUGAUCUUUUCAAUAUGAUUCUGUCAAGCUGUCUAACAAUUAGUUGUAAGCGCUUCAAUACCAGAUACCAGAUACCAUCAAACUAAAAUCAACAAACUCAAUUAAGUUAAUGAAAACACAAUUAUAUUUAACAAAUCGUAUAUAUGUUUUAUACAAAUUUCAAUUAUUUUGAUCGAUUUCGAUUUGAUUUCUGAAAAACAAACGAACAGUACCCAACCCUUGUAAAACAAAAACGAUUUUAGUUUGCGUUUAAAGUAAGAAAACAACAUAUACAAUUCAUUUUUGUUCAAUAAAAAUAUAUUUAACUAAAUAUUCGCCCUGCCUUUUGAGUUUCAUUCUGCUCUGCUAGAAUGAUUUCCCUUCUGAGAAAGACAUUCCCAAUUGCCAUCACCCAAACCAAUCGCGUAGUCAGGUGCAAAUCCAAGCAGGACAAGUGCGCCAGGAACGCCUUGAUCAUCCUGGCCCCAGGAGCUGAGGAGAUGGAGUUCACCAUAUCCGCCGAUGUGCUGCGAAGAGCAAAGAUCAAUGUUACCGUGGCGGGUUUGCACGGUUGUGAGCCGGUCAAGUGCUCCCGGUCUGUGGUCAUCGUGCCGGACACUUCGCUGGAGCACGCCGUGACCAGGGGCGACUACGAUGUGCUGGUCCUGCCCGGAGGAUUGGCCGGCAACAAGGCGUUGAUGAACUCGUCCGCCGUUGGCGAAGUGCUGCGUUGCCAGGACUCCAAGGGCGGCCUGAUUGCCGCCAUCUGUGCCGCUCCCACUGCGCUGGCCAAGCACGGAAUCGGCAGGGGAAAGUCCGUUACCUCGCAUCCGGAUAUGAGGCCGCAGCUGAUGGAACUUUAUUGUUACAUAGACGACAAGACUGUGGUGCAGGAUGGUAACCUUAUCACCAGUCGUGGUCCUGGAACCACUUUUGACUUCGCCUUGAAGAUUACCGAGCAACUGGUUGGAGUUGAGGUUGCCAAGGAGGUGGCCAAGGCGAUGCUCUGGCCAUACAAACCAUGAGGGGAGCUGGAGGAUGAGCUGAUCCCAUGUACAUAUAUUUCAUAGAAAUAAAAAUUUGUAGUUUUGAAAAUAACUACAUACAUA